AUGCGAGCGGUCUGCCGAACCCGUCCAUUUCCAUCCAUAUGGCCCUCCUUCCUCUCCAUCCCACGGGUUCGGCGCGGGCUCUCCACAAUAGCAAAGAUAGAAGGGCCUCGUGAGCCUCCUCUCCUUGAAGAAACGGUAGGCGAGCACUUUGCGCAAAUCGUAUCUGCUCAUGGCGAUCGUCAUGCUGUCAUAUCCAGACAUCAGCAAAAUCGCCUGACAUACUCUCAAUUGGAUCUUGACAGCAACGUUCUGGCUAGAGGACUACAAAGCUUGGGGGUCAAGAAGGGUGACCGCGUGUGUGUAUCGUUGGGCAACAACUUGGAAUUUGCGACCAUCACAUACGCCUUGUUCAAACUUGGAGCUAUACUUGUGCCGCUCAACCCAGCAUUCUCAGCGUCCCAGAUCAUUUCAGCGUUCAACCAUUUGUCUGCCACACAUCUGGUCAUCGGAACAGAGACCAAUCUCCCUUACAAGCCGCCCAGGUCCAAUGUGUCACUCCUGCAGUCUAUCGUGCCAGAUCUAUCGAGUGCAACGCUAGCUUCAGAAGCAAUUCCUUCGUUGAAGAAUAUCAUCCUCGUGGACAAUUCAGCAGGUCGCAUUGAUCCGGCCCCGUUUCGUGCGACUACUCCAUGGUCCGCGCUCUCUCAGGACUCAGAUGAUCGACCUCCUGUCCCCUCAUCUCCGCUGUCGAAUCAUGAGGUGGUUAAUAUCCAAUUCACGUCGGGAACUACGGCCAUGCCCAAGGCGGCGUGUCUGACCCAUCGUUCUAUACUCAACAAUGGCAAGCAAAUAGGGGACCGGAUGCUACUGACCCCUUUCGAUAUCGUCUGCUGCCCACCGCCUCUCUUCCACUGUUUUGGUUGCAUUCUCGGCUACAUGGCAACAGCUACUCACGGUUCCGCCAUACUCUUUCCUAAGGAAGCGUUUGAUCCGACGGCCACGCUCAAAGCUGUACAGGAAGACAAGGCCACGGCGCUCUAUGGAGUGCCGACCAUGUUUCUAGCCGAACUUGAGCUUCUCGACGAUGAAAAGGUGGCGUACGAAGGCUUUGAGCAUCUGCGGACGGGUAUAGCCUCGGGUUCGUCCAUUCCUUCCGAACUGAUGCGGAAGUUACACAAAACGCUCAACCUGACCGAGUUGACCAUUUGCUAUGGAAUGACCGAAACCUCUCCCGUCUCUGCGAUGACGACUACGGACGAUCCAAUCGACAAGCGGAUCAAUACAGUUGGUCGACUUCUGCCACACACGCACGCCAAGGUCGUCGACCCAUUCGAUCCGGAUAGAAUUCUCAAGAGAGGCGAACGGGGCGAGCUCGCCGUUCAUGGGUACCUGGUCAUGAAGGAGUAUUGGGGCCAGCCAGACAAGACAGCCGAGGCCCUGAAAGCCGACGAGGACGGAAAGGUGUGGAUGCACACAGGGGAUGAAGCCUCCAUCGAUGAAGACGGCUACGUCAGCAUCACAGGUCGCAUCAAGGACUUGAUCAUCCGCGGCGGCGAGAACAUCCACCCUCUCGAGAUUGAGAAUUGCCUCUUUGCAAACGACAAAAUCGCCGAAGUCAGUGUUGUCGGGCUUCCUGACGAGAGGUACGGCGAAGUCGUGGCUGCCUUCAUUAUCCGCAGACACCAUCUGCCACAGGGCGAAACACCUAUAACGGCUGAAGAGGUGAGAAGCUGGGUUAAGAAACGCAUGAGCCAUCACCUGGUACCAAAAUAUGUCUUCUUUGUGGACGAAUAUCCAAAGACGGCGAGUGGAAAGAUCCAGAAAUACAAGCUGCGGGAAACAGGCACUCGUCUUCUCCAGGAGGGAGGUGGCCAGAGCUAG
Molecule: messenger RNA, 1821 nt
Organism: Capronia epimyces CBS 606.96
Lineage: Eukaryota; Fungi; Ascomycota; Eurotiomycetes; Chaetothyriales; Herpotrichiellaceae
Exons: 2
Coding region: 1-1821 (606 amino acids)
Biological process (GO): fatty acid metabolic process
Molecular function (GO): medium-chain fatty acid-CoA ligase activity
Source: RefSeq, a predicted model, not a curated record